AUGAACACUUUGCCCCCCGAACUGUGGCACAUGGUCUUUGGCCACCUCGAUGGCCCCGACGUCUGCCGCCUACACACAAUCAAGCCCUUCCACGAGCUGCUGGAAACCUCGUCCGACUGUUUGUGGAGCCCUCUCGUCGACGAAAUCGCCCACUACCCUUCGACCCUGCACACCCACAAGUCCGCCAAGGCUGCUCUGAUGAACCUCGCCAGCAAUAAGGAGUACACUGCGUCGUCCAAGGCAGUGUCGCUUCUAGAAACCACCUCAUCCAUCCCGUUUGACGACUCGGAUAUGUCUCUGGAGGACCUCAAGGCCGACUGUGGCUACUCCCACUCGUGUCUCAAUGGGGACACCGUCUACAUGUUGUUUUCCGAGAUUGGACCGGCCGUGCGGAUCUUCAAACACAGCGCUGAUGGCACCAAAACCACCGUGGACGUGCCCCAUGUGUUCGAGAAGGACUUGCUGGUCAAGGACGAGGACCCUUGCGAAGAGCUGGACCGACAAUACGAAAUGGAGUGUCUCGGUCACAACUCGGAGCUUACCUUUGUUCGACAAAAGUAUUUUAUCAGCGGACAAACCAACCACUACUAUGUGGACUGGACACAAGGACAGCUACGACGGCUGGAUCUUCAGAGAAACGACAAGUCCGAGCUCGAUCUGGCCACCUACAUGCAGUGCAGCAAUGGUCAGUUGUUUGUCUUGGACGGACAUACUCUCCGAAACACAAAUACCAACUCGCUUGUUCCUGUUGAGUUCGACACUCGGGCCGGACAGCCCGAAUUCGCUCACUCCACCUCGAGAUACCUGGUGAUCCGCCAGAGCGAUAGACUUUUCCACGUGGAUACGGUCCAGAGAACAGUGAGCUGUUAA
Messenger RNA from Yarrowia lipolytica CLIB122, 870 nucleotides. RefSeq lists its product as uncharacterized. Gene Ontology annotation, molecular function: protein binding. The record is from RefSeq and is a predicted model, not a curated record. NCBI's taxonomy places the organism in Eukaryota, Fungi, Ascomycota, Dipodascomycetes, Dipodascales.